UCAGCCUCAUGCCAGCAGAGGUUGUCGAUCGGCUCCACGCUCAGUAUCUCUCCGAAGCAGCCCCUCAGCCUGACAACCAUGUCUAACAGCUGUGUUGGCAGAGGCUUCCAUCUCGUCCAAAGGGAAGGUAGCAUCUUGCUUUGAGGAGGAGCGAAGAUAAAGGAAGACAGUUGCGGAGCGAGGGGGAUCAAACUGAAAGUCCUCCUCUGCUCCCUUUACACAGCAAAAACGGAAGGCUUUGGAGUAUUCAAUUUUUUCUUUCGUUUUAUAUUUUUCUUAUUCCUCAUCGCGUUGCUGGGAGGUGCUUCCUCUUUUCAUAUAGUCUCUCUCUCUGUCAUCUGCCUCCUCAUCUACUUCUCCAUCUACCUGGUGUAUAAUUUCUUCUAUCUAUGAGUGCCAGGAAAAAGAAAGGUGGAAAAAACUUUUCAUCCUUUCUUCCCUCCUCGCCAGCUCUCUCUUGCCGCUGUGCUCUCCUCCGUGUCACAUCAUCUCUAACUGUCUGUUCGUCGGUCUCCAUUUUUUUCUGUCCCUGACAUCUGACAUCUUAUGAACUUGGAUAACAUUUCUUCAGAGGCAACUAACAAAAUCUUCAUGAAUGACUCUUUUUUCCCCCCCUUUUCCCUCUCUUUUGGUCCCUCCACACCUAUUUUCUUUGCAUCACACUUGCGGGAUUCUUAAUUGUAAACCUAGGUAGGUUAACUGUCUGUCUAUCUGUCUGUCUGUGUGUGUUUGUGUGUGCUUUACGUAUACAUGAAACACACAUGCACUCGCACACAAAAACAAGUGUCCGUCACAGGAUCCUGAUCCGCUCUCACUUUGUCUUCAGUUUCUUAUGAGCUGCGCCCAUUUUGAAAUGUGGACGCCUCAAUUUAGAAAGAAAGUCAAGCUGCUAGUGUGCGACCCACGUCCUCUCAUCCGCACUCUAAAAAGUGUAGGAGCUGUUCUUGCUCAUGAGCUAAGGAUGUCAUUUUGAAUGUACAGAAUGAUUCACUGUGUCGCAUCCCAAACAGUCGUUCUCUGAGCUCAGCUUAAAUAAUUGAAAACGCAUUGCUAUUCUUUCGCGUUGCUGUCGAGAACAAGAUUAAGUGGCUUGUUUUGAUUUUCACCAGUGAGAUUUUACAAUGCAGUUAUAGUUGGUUUGAGCGUGUUAUUCCCACCACAAUCAGAAUUAUUUAUGAUCACUUCCUGAAGUGCUUCCAUCGAUCAGCCCAGGCGUCGAUCAGGCCACCGUUCUUUACACAAGUUGGGUUGAGGCCGGCGACCUAAGUGACAGACUGAUAGACAGAUUUAAAUAUGCACGAGUGAACUACGUCCUCCCCGUCCCUCCAUCCUUAAUUUUGAUCACGCUGUCUUCUUCUGUUUCUGCCGUGGCUGAACUGCUGCCACACCUUUUUGAGACUGGGCCGCGCCAAGUUCUUUCUUUUGUUUUUGACGUGACACAUUCGUGUUAACGUGGCAUCUACCAGUUUUGAAACACAAACACCAGUCGCUGGGAUUCACACCUCCAUAGAUUCCUGUUUUAAUGCUCUAAGCCUGAGAGAGAGAAGAUCACACGGCGCUCCACUACGCUGCAGCUCAUGACUGGAUAGGCAAGCGGAGGAACAAAGUGAAAGAGAGCCAAAAAAGGAGGACGGAAAGAAGAGCGGUUGAGGAAGCUGCCAGCCUCACAGUCUCCACAGCAACCAUCUACACACACGCUCUGAAGAGGAGGCGACCUCUGCAAGAUUCUCACCAUCCUGAAGGAGUGGAGAAAAAGCUCUUGGAAUGAAGCAAUGAAGCAUCCCAUGGCCAUCGUGCAGUUUAUUCUCGUUCACAUUAUCCAGUGGUGGUAGACAUCUUGAUAUCGUAGUCAAAGGUUCACAGCCUUUCGUCCUCUUCGGCCACCGAGAGAACCCCUCACCCAUUACUGCUCACCAGCAUCCUCCCACCUGCUGCUCGUCUUUACGUAACACAUAGCUGUAGCCUCCUUAUUCCUUUCAAACCACAAAGCUGUUGCGCUUUUUAGACUAAACCCAAGUCCUCCAACCCUCGCCCCAAAGUCCCCAUCAGUCUUCAGUCUGUGACCUCAAGCUGACGCCUUAUCCGAGGAUAUGAGAGGAGGAGUCAGGUUCCGCAUCACUCCAUCAUGCCAAUUCUGAAGAGCAGACAGGAGAUCCGGGCUGGCAAUGUUCAAGGGACGUCAUUUACACUCCUCCGCAAUGCUUGUCAGCCUCCACCUGUCUCCCUCCUGUCUUCAGGACAAGCGUCUCGUUCCCCCCUGCUCAGUCACCAGUCGCUCACCUUCUGCAGCCUCAGCUCCGCAGUGUCUCCCCUCACCUCGACCGACUCUGCCCUUCCUCUCCUUGUCCUUCUCGCUGCUCCUUCUCACCUUUGCGAUCCUACCUGUCUGCGAGUCACGCAGGGGUGGCGGUCCAGGCACAGGAGCUGGCGGUUCCCCAGGUGGACAAGGGGGACAGCGGGGAGGUGGCAACCAGAGGGGUGUGGUCAUCCCUCCUCCAUUCUCCCCCGGCUCACCAGCAGUUCUGCCCAUCAACCCCAAACUGAUCAACUCUCUCAGCAUUUCCGUCAUCUUGGUGGGCAACUCUAGUGAAGUGACCCUGGGAGCGGGGCUGGAGAAGGAAGACUUCCUGCAUAUACCGUACCCUCCCAAAGUUGACGUGGUCACCAUGAAUGAGACGGACCCAAAGAGCAUCAUCAACCGGAUCUGUGGACAAAUGACGCGCAGCUCGCUGCAAGGAGUAGUGUUCGGUGACGACACGGACAAGGAGGCCAUCGCCCAGAUCCUGGACUUCAUCUCCGCCCAGACUCACAUUCCCAUACUCGGAAUCAGAGGAGGCUCCUCCAUGGUCAUGGCUGCCAAGGAUGACCACUCCAUGUUUUUCCAGUUUGGGCCAUCUAUUGAGCAGCAGGCCACGGUCAUGUUGAACAUCAUGGAGGAGUACGACUGGAACAUCUUCUCCAUCGUCACAACAUAUUACCCUGGCUACGAAGACUUUGUCAAUAAGCUGCGCAGCACCAUAGAGAACAGCUUUGUCGGCUGGGAGCUGGAGGAAGUGCUGCUGCUGGACAUGUCUGUGGACGAUGGAGACUCCAAGAUCCAGAAUCAGCUGAAGAAGCUGCAGAGUCCAGUCAUCCUGCUCUACUGCACGAAGGAAGAGGCCACCACCAUCUUUGAGGUGGCGCACUCUGUGGGCCUGACCGGCUACGGCUUCACCUGGAUCGUGCCGUCGCUGGUGGCCGGAGACGCAGACUACGUCCCGUCUGUCUUCCCAAUAGGGCUCAUCUCUGUGUCGUAUGACGAAUGGGAUUACAACAUCGAGGCCAGAGUUCGGGAUGCGGUUGCUGUCAUCGCUACUGCCACCUCCACCAUGAUGCUGGACCGGGGGCCACACACCCUGCUGAAGUCCAGCUGCAUGGGCACUCCUGACAAGAAGAGCGCCAACACUGGACACUCUAAGGAAAUACUAAGAUACAUCAUGAAUGUGACGUUUGAGGGCAGGAAUCUGUCGUUCAGUGAAGAAGGACAUCAGAUUUUCCCCAAACUGGUCAUCCUUCUCCUUGACAAGGACAGGCAGUGGGACAGGGUCGGCAAAUGGGAGCGAGGCUCUUUGACGAUGCGCUACCAUGUGUGGCCUCGCUUCGAGUUGUACUCAGCAGCGGAGCAGCAGGAGGACCACCUGUCCAUCGUGACGCUGGAGGAGGCGCCGUUUGUCAUCGUGGAGGACGUGGACCCGCUCAGUGGAACAUGCAUGAGAAACACCGUGCCUUGUCGCAAGCAGCUCAAGCUUACCAACCAGACGGGUGAUUCAGGGAUUUACAUCAAGCGCUGCUGCAAGGGCUUCUGUAUCGACAUCCUCAAGAAGAUCGCCAAGACGGUCAAGUUUUCUUACGACCUCUACCUGGUCACCAACGGAAAACACGGCAAGAAGGUCAACGGGACGUGGAACGGCAUGGUGGGAGAGGUGGUGCUGAAGAACGCUCACAUGGCCGUCGGGUCGCUUACCAUCAACGAGGAGAGGUCGGAGGUCAUUGACUUCUCGGUGCCCUUCAUCGAGACAGGAAUCAGUGUCAUGGUCUCCCGCAGCAAUGGGACUGUCUCGCCAUCUGCCUUUUUAGAGCCCUUCAGCGCCGAUGUCUGGGUAAUGAUGUUUGUGAUGUUGCUGAUCGUGUCAGCAGUGGCCGUGUUUGUGUUCGAGUACUUCAGCCCGGUGGGGUACAACCGCUGUCUGGCCGACGGACGAGAACCUGGAGGUCCGUCCUUCACCAUCGGAAAAGCCGUCUGGCUGCUGUGGGGUCUGGUGUUCAACAACUCUGUUCCAGUUCAGAAUCCCAAGGGCACCACCAGUAAGAUCAUGGUGUCAGUGUGGGCCUUCUUCGCUGUCAUCUUCCUCGCCUCCUACACUGCUAACCUGGCUGCCUUCAUGAUCCAGGAGGAGUAUGUAGACCAGGUGUCGGGCCUGUCUGACAAAAAGUUCCAGAAGCCUAACGAAUUCUCGCCGCCAUUCCGCUUUGGCACGGUGCCCAAUGGCAGCACGGAGCGCAACAUCCGCAACAACUACCGGGACAUGCAUGCCUACAUGACCAGCUUCCACCAGAAGAACGUAGAUGAGGCGCUGUACAGUCUGAAGACCGGCAAACUGGAUGCGUUCAUCUAUGACGCCGCCGUGCUCAACUACAUGGCGGGCAGAGAUGAGGGAUGUAAACUUGUCACCAUCGGCAGCGGCAAAGUCUUCGCCUCCACCGGCUACGGCAUCGCCAUCCAGAAGGACUCUGGCUGGAAGCGAGCUGUGGACCUGGCUAUCCUCAUGUUGUUUGGAGACGGUGAGAUGGAGGAGCUGGAGGCGCUCUGGCUGACGGGCAUCUGCCACAAUGAGAAGAAUGAAGUGAUGAGCAGCCAGCUGGACGUGGACAACAUGGCGGGCGUCUUCUAUAUGCUGGGGGCGGCCAUGGUCCUGUCACUGAUCACCUUCAUCUGUGAACACUUAUUCUACUGGCAACUGCGCUUCUGCUUCAUGGGCGUGUGCUCCGGCAAGCCUGGGGUCACCUUCUCCAUCAGCAGAGGUAUCUACAGCUGCAUCCACGGAGUGCAAAUUGAGGAAAACAAAUCAACCAUAGAUUCACCCUCGCUCUCCAUGAAGAAGAACAUGAACAACACCCACUCCAACAUCUUGCGUUUGCUGCGCACUGCAAAGGACAUGACCGCUGUCCCCGGGGUCAAUGGGUCCCCACACGCUGCCCUGGAAUACAGCCACAGCGGCCGUGAGUCUGCUAUUCCAGAGCAUCGCCGCAGCCUGGUGGGCCACCCUUCGGACUGCAAGUCGGCACCUCCGUACAUGCAGGACAACAACAUGUUCAGUGACUACAUCAGUGAUGUGGAGAGAACUUUUGGAAACUUGCCCCUGAAGGACAACAACUUGUACCAGGACCAUUACCGGCACCACCACCCGGCCCCUGCUCUUGGUAUGUCCGGCCCCCCACCGAAUAGGCCGCGUAGCUUAGGUAGCACUAGCUCGUUGGAUGGGGGCAUGUUUGAAUGCGACAGUCUAGGGGGAGCAGUCACGCCCAUUUUCACCACCCAGCCCCGGCCGUCCAUGACCCACAGGAACACCAAUAAAUUUGACCUGAUCGCCGGCCACACCACAGCGGAUUCCAACCAGGGUGGGUUCAAGGGCAGCAAUGUGUAUGGAAGGUUUUCUUUUAAAGGAGGCGCAUCCAGCACAGGCUUGAUUAGCGGUCAUGACAGGUUCUGUAGUGGGAGCGGGGGAGGCGGGGGAGAUGACGGGAAUAUUCGCUCUGACGUAUCGGAUAUCUCCACACACACUGUCACCUAUGGCAACCUGGAGGGGAACGCCAAGCGGCGUAAACAGUACAGGGACAGCCUGAAAAAGAGGCCUGCCUCGGCGAAAGUCAGACGGGAGCAGGACGAGAUAGAGCUGAGCGGCUUCAGGAGGAGACCCCACCACCACACCGUCCACCACCACUUCCCACAUGGGCCCCUGGCACACCGCACGGUCUCACCUCCCCUGGAGAGGAAGCGAGUAGGAGGGGGUAAUUCUUCACCUUAUUCAUUUCGCAAAGACAAGGAGAAAUUGAGGGAUAUCUAUGCUGAGCAGUUCCACUCUAAAGAAGGCAAGGCCAAGUGGGAGCAAGAGGGUGAGAGUGGAGGAAGCGGUGUGGGCGGCGGUAGUGGUGGUGGUAUCUGUAAAAGCUUAGUGCCUGUGGAUGACUUUCUCAAAGGUAAAAACAAGAAGCAAGACUCGAUGGCUGGACUGGUGCCAGUUUCGGCAGGACAGCAGGCCCACACCUGUUGGGAGAAAGGGACCUCAGGUUUAGGAGGUGGAGGUAUUGCUGGAGGUGACUGGGAGUGUCGCAAUUGCCACAGUGUGUGUCACCACAGUGGAGGCGUAGGAGGGGGAGUGUGUUUAGCCGGUGCAGUUGUGGGGACAAACAGCCGGCCCAGCUCAGCUAGCUGCAAGCGGUGUGAUUCUUGUAAGAUUCAGCCCAGCAACCUCUACAACAUCAGCGAGGACAAUAUGAUUUUCACAGGAGGAAAGUGCGGUGUGGGACCAGUCGUAGCGCAAGCUCAGGCUCAGCGCAGGAAGCUAGGGCCAGGGGGCAAGGUCUUGAGGAGGCAACACUCCUAUGACACUUUUGUGGACCUGCAGAGGGAGGGAGCUGGACGCAUGGUUGGAGGAGGAGUGGGGGGGCAGUUUGCCCAGCCCAGAAGUGUGAGCUUGAAAGAUAAGGAUCGCUAUAUGGAAGGUCCAAGCCCAUACGCGCACAUGUUUGAGAGAUACUCAGGAGACAGAGAGCCCUCGAUGUUCGGAGGGAUCGGCGGAGAUCGAGCAAAAGCAGGCUCCUCCUUUAGCUUAGCUCGUGGAGGUGAGGGGAGCUUCCAUCGACGGUCGUUUGGAGAGCGAGACCUGAGGGACAGAGAUAGAGCAAUGAUGGGAGGUGGUGGUGGUGGUAGUGGUGGCAGAGGGGCCGGGACUUACUCCUUGUCUAAAUCUCUCUACCCAGAUAAGGUGAACCAGAACCCCUUCAUCCCAACCUUCGGCGACGACCAGUGUCUUUUACACGGUGCCAAACCGUACUACAUCAAAAAGCCACAGACGCAGCAGCAGCAACUUCUCAACAACAGCAGAGCUGGAGGGGAUUUCCGAGGCUCCAUUGGAGCAGCUUCUUAUUUGCCUGCAUCAGCCACGGCUGGGGUGAUGUCCAAUGUGGCCCCGCGGUUCCCCAAAGAGCUUUGCCUCAGUGGCAUUGGAGGGCCCAUGGGGAACCACCAUGGUAGCGGCAAAUUACAUCCUGGCGGCAGGGACACGCUAGUUUUGGGGCAGGGGCAGAGACCCUUUAAUGGUGCCAGCAAUGGACACGUUUACGAAAAGUUGUCCAGUAUCGAGUCUGAUGUCUGAGAGUGGCAAGGAAAGAGAAAUGAGUGGGAGUGGAGUGGACCCUACAGCAGAACCUUAAUCUUGGUGUUGAAGAAUAAAAACCGCUCAGUGCGUUCCGCUACUUUGACAGAAUUUGGGGGCUGCACUGAGACCGCCGCAGGACAAAGCUGUAGUGAAGUUAGCUCCUUGAAAUCAGGAAUCUGGUGCUGCAUCGACCCCCCCAAGAACGACAGAAAGCGAAGGAAGGACGGAUGAGGAGGAGGGAUUGACUGGCAAAAUGAAGCCGCACCACCAGUCUCUCCACGCUCGCGUCUCUCCUUCCGUCCUCCUGCUGCUCCUUAACACCAAAACAAACAUUUGCUCCGCAACAUCUACAAUACAAUCACUGAGAGAGAAAUCACAGGGUAACUACAAUAAUUGUGCUGAUAUUGUUAAUAAUUUGACCGAGUUUUGAAUCCACUGUUUUACACCGAUGGAUUUGGAUCCUUUGGCGAUUUCAUUUAUUUAAAUACUUCAUGUUACAUAUUUGUAAGAUGUUGAUUGUUUCUUAGCUUGCCAAUAUUGCAGGACACAAGUUGUCUUUUCUCAUUUUUAUUUUUGAAUUCCUGUGAUUUGGAUUCUUCCUUGCUUUGAAUUCUAACCUCCAUGUUUGGUUCUUUCUUUAUUUUUUUUACUUUUCUUAUUUCUGAGUGCUGUGACGUGUAAGUGAGAGGCAUGACUCAAGUACAUCCUGGUACUUAUUACUUCAACGAGAAGGUUGUUUUAGUUGCGGAUCCGUAUCUUCGCACUGAUUUGUCGCCUCCUCUGACUUCCUGCUCUUGGUUCCAGUUUGAGCUGACGUGCCUUCACGGUUUCCAAUGCGCUAUUGCUUUUGGUGCCACAUCAUAAUCAUUAAUACCUGCGAGAAUGAAGGCAAACCGUACUCGGAUUGUGCAUACAACAAGUAGGCAACAUCCGUGUCUCAGCUCAGAGCUACUGUCUCCUUCACUCUGGUGCUUCGUCUUCAUUAUCCCGACACAGCUAAUGACCCACUCUUCACUCUCAGUGGUGUCCAUACUCGACUCGCCGUGACUCCAACACUGUUCAGGACAGGAACAAAAGAGUGAGACCUCUGCUGCAGGUUGGUUUGUGUUAGACGGGUCAAAUAUCAGAGAUGAACUGAGCACACGCAGUAUUUCAUUCUGCAGGUCUGAAGAAUCACGCCAUAACGUUUUCCUCUAAUGAGAACAUGAGCUUGCAGAAGCUUCCUGGUGCGUCAAUAGUCUUCAAUAGUGUUUCCUCUGAGUCUAAUGCCGCAGUCACUAGUCUUACUGACAGGUAAAGGCUCGGUAAAGACAUCGAGCUGAGUAUCAUGUGUUGUCUUUGUGAGACACGCCAACUUCAAGCCAACACAGAGAAGCUGCAAGAGAGUGUCCGCUGUUUAUCUCAGCACACGACUGCAGGAUAUCCACUGGUGUUAUAGUCAGGACCAAGACAUUAUUGAGGCUGCUGAGUGUGGAGACAGAGACAAGGCCAACAUAGUAUGUAUAGCAAGUCUCUACAGAUGAGCUGCUGUGGGUGAAGGCACACAUUGGGUAACCAGUCAUCUGAAACAAGCAUCACGCCUCUGACAUUUAACACUCUUCAGACACCGCAUUGAUUUUUUGGGGGGGUAUCCUCGUGGUUAGUCGCAACAAAAACCAGCACCCACUAUGGCCUUUUUGUUUGAGAACAUAUCGAAGAAAAAAAAACAACAAAAAACCCAAAUUAUGACAGUUUUCUCUGUUGGUCUUGAAUAGAAAUCUUGAGUCCGCCCAGUCCAAGAAACAGGACCAAGUGAAAAUGCAUUUGAGAUUGAGACCCAAAAAGAGUGUCUUGAGUACUACAACACUAAUAUCAAUUGAAAAAAUAUUUGCUUAAUAGAUUUUGAUUUUCCAUGUUUGUCAGUGUGGCUCACAUUCGUUGCUGAAGUUACUAGAGCAGGUUAUGUUGCCAAGGCUUAAAUCAAAACCUAUAUUCCUGAACAAUUUUUAUUUUUAGCUUUAGUUGUCCUACAUGGUACAAGCACAUAAAGCCAUGUGGCUUCAUGUGGUGUGGUGUUAUGCAAAUGUUAUGCAUUUUACAGGACGCACCAGUGGAGCAUUUUAUAUUCUGAUCAUGAUCUGAGCUGCUAAACAGCAUCAGCAUUCAUUUUCUGAAACUGACCGAGCUUGACCUCUGAUGCAGAUUUGGUUUGACUCCUACCAGCAUUUCACCUGUUGCCGUGCAUCGCAGGACUCAAAGUUGCAGUGGUGCAAGUACUUUUUAUACUUUUUUUUUGUCACUGACAUCACAAAUUGAUAUUCUGGUCUACUGGCCAUGUCAUUAUGACCACAUGCAGGUGAAAGUUUGCCUUUAUUUCUGAGAAACACCAUGGAAACAAUGAGACCCCAUUACAAUGCGUCCAGCUGACUUCCACCUGGCUCUCCAUUUUCAGGUUGUUAUCUCUACAAUGUCAAGAUUAUAUUGUUAAACAAGGGGACUGUUGCGGGAUGUUAACGUUGCAGUCGAAGUCAUGCUCUAAUGCAAAACGUGACCUGACGUUAUAGCGCCACAAGUGGCAUGAUACCACUCCACAGAGUCGAACAUGUGACUACAGGGACAAAAUGGUGGUUGGAAUUCUAAAUAGACUGCAUUUGUAAUUGGCUGUAUGAGUGCUGUCCUUCUAAAAUUUUAAAACCAAAUGCUGCGACUGAGAGUCUGUGUGUGCUCAGAGUGAAUAAAGAAGACUACUAAUGCAGAGAGAAAGACCUGCAGCACUGAAGUCUCAUGAAGGUGGUGAGUGAGGUCACCCAAAUGAACUCCUUCAUAAAUAUAGACGUGUCCUCUUCUUGACUCCACACAUCAUUAUUUAUUGUAUUUUAUUUUCUUUGUAGCAAAUGCUAAUGCGGAAACCUCUUUAAGUGAAAUCACUUGUGUCAAGUUUAGCAUCCUAUUUACAUUAUUUCUGUCCUAUUUAUCAUCCAGCGCGUGAUAAAUAAACAAAGUAGUCCUCUUCUUUACAAGUCUGGCCAGAGGUUUGAGAAACUGUGACAGGAGACGAGGCGAUAACUGAGUCGUGAACGGAGACACGUUCGAUAAUUUCACACCCAGAAUGAGGUUCACAGGAGUUUACGGUCGACAAGUCAGUGUGAACGCUAUCAGGGUCUCUAGUGUUCGUGAGGAUUUGCAUGAAUUAUCCUAUUUUCUUUCUGUUAUUAAUCUAGGCUUUUAGCCCCCGAAGUGGGUGUUUUCGAAGGAUAUUCAGAGUUUUAUCAGUUCAUUGGUUCUGGUCCAUGUAGUUCUCUAGGUGUGUGUGUGUGUGAGAGAGAGAGAGUGUCUGGCUGCUGUAGCCAAAAGCAAAAUCACAAAAGAAAUCUUGAUGGUUUGAAAAAUGAUUCUUUAUCUUUAUGUUCAUUUAACUGGAGCUUCUUUAUUUCAAUUUUCCGUGUCGCGCCCCAUUCUUUGUCUCAUUGUACGUGCCUGAAUACACUGGCUUGAUUACCUCUGUGGGAGUGUGUGUGUGAGCGGGGAAAUGUGUACACCUGUCAUGUAAAUACUCCACGACCCACUCAUGGACUUUUGAUAUGAAAAUUGUACAAAAUGGCAGAGUCAAGUUUUCCGGGACAAAUCUUUGAUUGGUCGAUCCCCUUUGCUAAAUUCUUUUCUAUCGACGCCGGGCCAAGUGCGCGCGCGUGUAUGUGUGUGUCCGUUUAUGGCUACACACAAAAGUGCAGCUCUCGAUGAAUUGAUUUGCUUUUUUUGCUACUUUUUUCAUUCAGUCCCCACACAGGAGAACAAAGCCUCUUUAUGGAUCGCUACACUGAAAGCACAAGAUUAUCUGUAACCUUUUUACAAAACAGUAUUUUUGGGGGGGACUUUUGUGUCUUUCGACCAUGAACUCAAUGCCAUCGCACAGCUGUACAGAUUGUGUAAAAUGUAAAUACGACAGAGAUCUAGUUCACCCUCUGAUUCUUUUUGUAUGGAGAGAAACUACUUGUGUGAAGGGACCAUUUCCAAUUUUAAUAUUUAGUAAUACUUUAAAAAAAAGAAAAAAAAAAGAGAGAGAUUAAAACACAGUCAAUGUGAAAAGUGCUGAGGUAUAUUAUUCUUCUGUCUCUUUGGAAUAAAAGUGUUGAGUAU
Messenger RNA from Synchiropus splendidus (mandarinfish), 11534 nucleotides. Its product is annotated as glutamate receptor ionotropic, NMDA 2B-like. Gene Ontology annotation, biological process: long-term synaptic potentiation; synaptic transmission, glutamatergic; monoatomic ion transport. The record is from RefSeq and is a predicted model, not a curated record. The transcript has 16 exons. Bases 2166 to 7415 code for a protein of 1749 amino acids. Gene Ontology annotation, molecular function: transmitter-gated monoatomic ion channel activity involved in regulation of postsynaptic membrane potential; NMDA glutamate receptor activity. Gene Ontology annotation, cellular component: postsynaptic density membrane; plasma membrane; postsynaptic membrane. Lineage: Eukaryota; Metazoa; Chordata; Actinopteri; Syngnathiformes; Callionymidae.